Stegodyphus dumicola is the source of this 447-nucleotide messenger RNA. Its product is annotated as tigger transposable element-derived protein 4-like. NCBI's taxonomy places the organism in Eukaryota, Metazoa, Arthropoda, Arachnida, Araneae, Eresidae. The record is from RefSeq and is a predicted model, not a curated record.
AUGGUGAAAGAUCCUCGGCUUCGGGAAUGUUUUCCAUCAAAAUUGAUCAAGCAACAACCACGAAACACUAGUCAACGUCGGUUGGUGGAAAUCACUGGAUCGGCAAAGAGUACAAUUUCGUGCUUGUUAAAACAAGAGGAUGAGCGAGAAGAAUGGGCACAAUAUGAAGGACGAGGAGGAACUUCCAAAAAACGGAAGCGUGAAGGCAAGGAUCCAGACGUCGAUGAGGCCCUUAAUGAAAGGUUUGCCAUUGUUACUAGACGAGCUGUGCGAGUAAGCGGCCCAAUGUUAAAAUGCAAAACAGAAGAACUCACUAAAAAGCUGAGCCACGAUGACUUUAAAGCUACGGAUGGUUGGUUGUCUCCGUGGAAAUCUAGAUAUGACAUAAAAUUCAAGAAAGCACAUGGCGAGAAAGAAAAUACUAAUAGUGCAGAUGCUGAAGAAUGA